UUUUGAACAAAGUAAUGUGUACAGGAUGGCUGCUGAAUCAAACUGCAAUGUUUGCGUCGUUCUUCCAGCCAGUGGUAGCGGCCACAGAAUGUGCAUCUCGACACCGAAGCAGUAUUGCAAAAUUUUAGACAAGCCACUACUUUUAUUUUCAAUUGAAGCAUUUCAUAAACUGAAGUGGGUGAAACGGAUUGUAGUCACAGUGGACAAGAGCCAUCAUGAAUUCGUAACAGGCUUGAUGAGAGAGCACAGCCUUGAUAAAGUAUCAGUUGUCACUGGAGGAGUAACGCGCCAUAGGUCUAUCUACGCAGGAAUAAAAGCUCUCGCUAACUUUUGUUUGCCGUCAGAUGUUGUACUUCUACACGAUGCUGUGCGUCCAUUAGCUGAAGCUGAUGUCAUCAAGGAUGUGACUGUAGCAGCCAAGAAACACGGUGCUGCAGGCGUAGUACGACCUUUGGUUUCCACAGUGAUAUCUGUUGAUGAGGAUGGUUACCUGAAGGAGUCACUUGACAGAAGCCGCUAUAGAGCUAGCGAAAUGCCUCAGGGAUUCCAGUAUCAGGUGAUCAAAUCUGCUUAUGAGAAGUGUACAGAUUAUGAUUUGGACUAUGGCACAGAAUGUCUCCAUCUAGCUCAGAUGUACACGGGAACAAAAUCCAGAAUUCUGGCUGGACCUGAUACACUGUGGAAGGUAACUCAGAGAAAAGACUUGUAUGCUGCAGAAGGAGUCCUCAAAGAGAGGAUAACUCAUACUGCUGUAGUGGGGUGUUCGGAUAAGAGUCUCAUUAGUGAACUUUCCAACCACUUCUCUGAGAAUUUUAUGCAGAUAUCUUUUGCAAAGACUCUAGCCAAUGUAUCUGUCUGUGCCACAGAUGUUGUUCACUUUCAAAAUGUGUCAGAUGAAAGUUGCUGUAAGGGGUUGAUGUUACCUGUACCUGAAAUUAUGUCGCAUCUGAGAUCAAUCAAUACCUCAUCUCUGAUGCUCACACCUGUCUUAGUUCAUGUGAACAUGUAUGGAGAAGAGUUUGAUGUGUAUGAACAACAAACCAACCUCCAGAAACAGCUGGCCACAGUUAUAAAUGAGUGUACAGAAAAUAUGUACCUAAGCGCUGUUAUAGCCAAGGUGAGUGGUGAUCAGCAUAGACUGUGUGAGUUACUGAAGGUUAUGAUACGAGAGAGAAGCUGGGCACUGUCUGGCCAAGUGAUGGUCACAUGACAGUCACAUGAUGUAGGUAACCAUGGAAAUCUUAUGACAGAGCUCAACCUACCAGAGCUAAGGAAGCAUCCUACCGAAACUGCCCUGUUAUUCAAUCUUCCAUCUUAAAUACUCAUUUAUCAGUUCAGCAACAGUUUUUGCAAGUUGUUGUAGUUUAUCUGACUUUGGACAUUUUAGAUAUUUUAAGAAACCUUCUAUUUAUGGUUUUGUCUAUUCUCAAGGCUCACUUACAUUGAGAAUAUGUCAGUUUAUGAUGUAAUAAUACAAGGCACUCCUAGUUCAGUGCCAUUAAUACAGCUUUCUCCACGUGAGCUGUAUACAUGUUGUUCAAGCACCUGAUCAUCAGUAGAAGAUAUUUAGGAUGCUGGCGGUUAAUUUAAAACGCCAGUGUUGCCAGGUCGUAUUGGGAUGAAUCAUGAAACAAUAACGGCAAAUAGCAUCACGCAAUUGACUAAGCUAGCAAGCUUGGUGGUUCUACAUAAUCAUAUACAGCCUGUAACACUCCCAAACGUUCAGUGAGAAUAAAUUUUUCUGGCCAUGCAAAGGACGUGCUAAAAAAACAAGAGAUGUUUUCCUUUUACAAAAUGUUUGCUUAAUCCACGUUUUCUAUCUAUUUUUUCAACUUUUUUUUCAUUAACCCGUAAGCUAUGUAUAAUUUCGCUGUUUUCGUCUUACAAGAAGUAAUGCAUGUACAUCCUAACUACAGGAGUCCAGCUUACUGACCAUUUAAAGUGUUCAUCCAAACCUACAGGAUUUUCGGGGAUAUAUAGGAUCAGGGUUCAUGGAGUGAAUACUGCUACAAGACGUGGCCUGAUCAGAAGCAUGUUUGAUUUAAAGAGCACAGUUUUUAUCAGACAACAAUAAAAUAGUGCUAUAGGGAUGACUUUUCUGAGAAAUACAACGAGGCAAGUAUUAAUUGGUGUAUGUAUCACCAAAAUGAUAGGAUCUGAUGUCUGCAGUUUGAUUAUAGGAAUUGGCAGCAAUAGUUAAAUAUUAUGAUGAAUGUGGAUCUGGAAAAAUGUUAAAAGAAUGCUGAAUCUAGGCAUGUUGUGGGGCAGCCAUUAUUUUAGUGGUGUUGACGAAGACAUCAACUGAGAAUUAAUGAAAGAAUGAUCAUGAAUUACUCGUGCUUAUCUUUACAUAAUUUUUAUGUGUUGAACAGAUUUAUAAACUCUUGAAGUGUAUGUUUCUGACAUCCUCUUUAUUUUGGGAUUUCAGCAUUUAUGUACAUGUAUUUCUCCUUCAAUACCAUUGACAUCGUUAUCUUCCAUGUUGUCAUUCUUAGUCACUGUUUUGUAAAGUUUGCAUUGACAUAGUUUUCCUGACUUUGACACAUUAAAGUCUAUUUUAUUAGUAUGAACAGCUAAGUCAAACUUAAUGUAUUUCAUACUCAGUUGUUCAAAGUUGCAUGAACAGUUAAGCCAGACUUAAUGUAUUUCAUACUCAGUUGUUCAAAGUUGCAUGAGCAGUUAAGCCAGACUUAAUGUAUUUCAUACUCAGGUGUUCAAAGUUGCAUGAGCAGUUAAGCCAGACUUAAUGUAUUUCAUACUCAGUUGUUCACAGUUGUAUGGACAGCUAGGUCAGAUGUAAUGUAUUUCAUACUCAGUUGUUCCCAGUUGUAUGAACAAGUGAGUCAGACUUAAUGUAUUUCAUACUCCAUUGUCAUAGUUGUAUGAGCAGUUAGGUCAGACCUAAGGAUCAUAUGUGACAGCUCAACUUAGGUCCAUCCACAUAUAAUGCUGGGCUUAAUACUUAAUAGGGGGCCUCCAUGGCCGAAGAAGGGGUUAGCAUAUGACCCAAGAGAUUCUCACCAAUGCGGUCACCGUGAGUUCAAGUCCGGCUCUUGCUGACUUCCUCUCUGGCUGUACGUGGGAAGGUCUGCCAGCAACCCGUACAACUCUGUCUGGUUUCCUCCCCUCAUAAUACUGGCUGUCGUCAUA
Liolophura sinensis is the source of this 3150-nucleotide messenger RNA. RefSeq names its product D-ribitol-5-phosphate cytidylyltransferase-like. Gene Ontology annotation, molecular function: D-ribitol-5-phosphate cytidylyltransferase activity. Gene Ontology annotation, biological process: protein O-linked glycosylation via mannose. The record is from RefSeq and is a predicted model, not a curated record. The transcript is spliced from 9 exons. Gene Ontology annotation, cellular component: cytosol. NCBI's taxonomy places the organism in Eukaryota, Metazoa, Mollusca, Polyplacophora, Chitonida, Chitonidae. Bases 26 to 1210 code for a protein of 394 amino acids.